Cucumis melo (muskmelon) is the source of this 348-nucleotide messenger RNA. RefSeq names its product protein GLUTAMINE DUMPER 1-like. Lineage: Eukaryota; Viridiplantae; Streptophyta; Magnoliopsida; Cucurbitales; Cucurbitaceae. The transcript has a single exon. Bases 1 to 348 code for a protein of 115 amino acids. Gene Ontology annotation, biological process: regulation of amino acid export. The record is from RefSeq and is a predicted model, not a curated record.
AUGGAGGCACAGGCAACCGCCCCCGUCACACCAUGGCAUUCUCCCUUACCCUACUUAUUCGGUGCCCUUGCUGCCGUUUGUAUUCUUAUCUCUUUUUCUCUGUUGAUCCUUGGUUGUUCCUAUUGCCGGAAGAUUUCUGUUUCUAUACUGAACGGCAACCACGAUGCUGCUCGAGAUGCUGACAUGGAGUCUGGUCGAGGCAAAGGCGAUGAUGAUCCGAAUCCGCUACCAUGCGCCGUGUUUAACGACAAGGUCUUGGUUAUAAUGGCUGGAGAAGUUAACCCAAGUUUUAUAGCUACUCCCAUGUCGACGGGUUGUCGUGAAAAGGGACAUGACGGGUUGUCCUGA